Molecule: messenger RNA, 3921 nt
Organism: Saccostrea echinata
Lineage: Eukaryota; Metazoa; Mollusca; Bivalvia; Ostreida; Ostreidae
Exons: 20
Coding region: 1-3777 (1258 amino acids)
Biological process (GO): cell surface receptor protein tyrosine kinase signaling pathway; multicellular organism development; protein phosphorylation
Cellular component (GO): signaling receptor complex
Molecular function (GO): ATP binding; transmembrane receptor protein tyrosine kinase activity
Source: RefSeq, a predicted model, not a curated record
AUGGAAGAUUUAUUCCAUUAUUUAUUUGUAGGAAGAAAUGCACGAAGCAGCUGGCGAUCUUUCGUCAAGAGGAGUACUGUGCCAGAACUUCAGCAAACGGGAUAUAGACAAAAAGUGUCUUAUACUCUUGUUGAGGAAUGUUGCCAGGGUUACAGCGGCACUAACUGCGAGACACCAAUUUGCCCCACCCCUUGCCAGAAUGGAGGGACUUGCGUGGCGCCUAACAAAUGUUCUUGUCUAGAGAUAGUGGGUGGAGCUAACUGUGAAGAAGCAGUUACAUGUUCCCACUUAAAACCAUGUUUUCCGGGCACCUGCAAUAAUAAUUCUUGUUCAUGUAUCGAAGGCUUCAGUGGAGACUCAUGUCUUCAUCUUGAUGCUUCCAAAUAUACAAAAUUUACCAGUCUGAACAUGAAAUUGAUGAUGGUUAAGAGAUCAGAUAAUCAACUUUUAUACGAGUUCAAAGCAGACGGCUUCUCCUCGUUCCAGUCUCUAUGGGUGGACCGGGCGCUCUAUAACUACUUCGAGAUUUACUUUGAAGCUCUUUUUAAUCCAGACAUACCUUAUCCGCCAUCUUACAUUAGCAAUUAUGGAAUAGGAAUUGUAUCAGCAUCUGUAAAUGUUGUACUUAACAAAAUAGGCCGAGCUGGUGGUGGGACAAUAGACAUAAGUCUGAAUACAACAUUGCCAUGCCCUGGAACCUACAAUGAUACCUCACCAUAUAACGAGCUGCUGAAGUGUAAUAUUUCGUACGGUCAAUUCGACAGGAUCAUCGAAGACGGUGACAAGUUAACGAUACUGGCAGUUACAGAGAUAGGUGGAUUUAGAGAAUUGUGGAACGGUAUAGAUGUUGUCAAAAAGGAACUAUUUAAUCGAAAAAUAACAAAAAGAUCCCUUGACUUCAUGUUCGAUUUUACAAAGCCUAGACAUUGUUCCCGCCACCUUAAUUGUACUGUAAAAAGUAUGCUGCCACUGAAAAUAUCAAAUGAUGCAAGCAAGAAUCCAUUCAAAUUUGAAGUCGAUGGAUGGAAUGACAUUCCCUCAGGGGUCGAAAAAUACUUUUUAGAAAUACAUAAUCUGAAGAAAAAGGCUCAUUUUGAUACAUUAUCGGAAGAAAACCCAAUGAAUCCAUUUUAUCGUGAAGAAAGAAAUGCCUCUUCUCUUCCAUUUCCUGAGUUAACCCCACCUGGUCCUGGAAUUUACUCAUCAAUUGUACAAGUAACAGACAAAGCUAAUAACUCGGAAUUUGCAAGACAAAUCGCUAUAUAUGACCCAAAUUCUACGAUCACAACAACUGCAGAAUCUAACUUUUAUGUCUCCAGUGCAGAAAAACUCAGCAAUCACAGCUGGCAAUCAAGAUGUUCAACGGUGGAAAUCAAGUGGAAAGAUUACUUCAAAAACUCAUAUCAUGUUGAAAAUCACUUCCUACUUUCCGUUGCGGAGUUUCCAAUACAACGAAGAGGCGGUGAUAUAGAAGAGUUGAAAAAUGAAAUAGUGAAAAAAGUGAAAGAAGAAUAUGAUGAUCAUGAUGGAAAAAGAAGUGUCUCUGCCGUGAAUCACAUUAACGGAAUAACUGGAUUUGAAAUAUUCUAUUCAUAUAUAUCAUAUUCAAACUCUUUGGCAGAGAACAAAACAAGCAAUACCACGGCUAUUGGUAAAACCACUGAAAACAGUGUCCCUAAAUCUGAUGAAUAUGACACAGAUAAUUCAAACAAAACAGUAUCCACUGUCCCCACGACUGUCCCCAUGCUCACAAAACCAGCUUGCCUACAGGCACCAAACAAUGGCAACAUGGAAAACCAGUGGAUUGAAAUUGAAAAUAUCACACACAGUUCAUAUAGUCUUUAUCAUGAAUGGAAGGAUGGUGACAGUUUAAAUAUUUCUGUCAGAGCUCGUGAUAUAGUAAACAAUACAAAGACUGAGUCUAGAAUAGUAAGCUUCGAUGGCUCGCAACCAAUUACAAGUGAAGCCAUAUUUACAAAAAAUGUGGGCAACAGAACAUAUGGAUAUUCAAGCAGCGUCCAUAUAAGAGCUUUCGAUAAGCAUAGUGGAGUCCGGCAGAUUCAAUGGCGACUAAAAGACAAGAAUAAUCAACAACAAAUAUACAAAGAAGGAUAUUUUCAAAGCGAUCAAAUCAAGUUUACUGACUGUUCCACGACUGAUGAUUGUUACUGUAUUCCCAUGGGAGAGUGCUACAAAAAGAACAUGGAGUUCGACUUCGACAAUUGUUGGAUGGCCGUUGACAAACACAAGCUGUUUAAUUUCACCUUUAUUCUUGAGAUUGAAGCCUUCAACCAGGCUAUGCUGACAUCCAAUGUUACGCGUUACGAGUUUUCUAAUCUGACAUCCUUCGAUGGAAUUGAAGAUGGUGCUGGAAUAAAAAAUCUUAAGAGGGAGUCUGAGGGGGACGGGGUCAAGUUCACUUGGGAAAAUAUCCCCUCCUGUUAUAGAGUCUCAGACAUCACUAUUUUUGUUUAUACCGAUUGUGACAGAUCGAAACCUCCAAAAGAGAUUACGCUACCUAUAGACAAAACUGAAUAUACGUUAGGCAGUCUGGAGUCAGGAAAAGACUACUGUAUUGAGGUGAUUUCUAACAAUACCGGAAAUCCAGUUUUGGAUUCAUGGAUCAUGAAAACAUCCGCUUUUAUACCCAUUGCCAUGAUUGCCGGAGUCAGUGCAGUUUGUAAUAAAAACAAUUUUAUGCCUGUAAUCGCCAUUCUGCUGGGAAUUCUUCUGAUUUUUUUCCUUAUUUGGAGAAAUGAACACAUAAAGCCAGAGACCAAACGUAGAGUGAGCGAAUUCAUCAAGAGACCUGCAACCUGGAUAAAGGCAAAACGAAGGACUGGUUUUUACAGUGGACGUUUUGAAGACGAAGAUAUUUAUGCUUUUGCCAAAAUGGUUUUCUCUGCAAACGAAGGCUGGUUAUACACAUUUGACGAUAUACAGCUGAAGGGAAAGUUGAAAUCCGGAGACUUUGCUGAUAUCUAUCUAGCGCAACUCUGCAAAAAAGACACCGUUGUCGCCAAAAUCUUAAAAGAGGAUAAAACGGAGGAAGAUUGCCUCGUUCUGAAGGCCAAGAUCAGCUUCUUUGCCAGCGAGGUCCCGCCUCACGAUAACAUUAUAACUUUCCUCGGUUCAGUACUCAACCACCCGUUCUUUGGUCCAUACAUGCUGUUGGAGUAUUGUGAGCUUGGACAAAUGAGGGAGUGGUUGAUAGAUCAGAGAAAUAAAGUAAACGAUGACCUGAUUACAGACUUCUGUAAGAUGGUUCAGGGAAUCGCAAAAGGGAUGGAAGCGUUAGCCAUCAAAGGGAUUGUACAUAAGAGAUUGGCGACAAGGAAUAUCCUUCUGACUUCUCGUCUGGUUCCUAAAGUUUCAGGAUUUGGACCUACGCCUGAGGAGGGCGAGAACGAAGUAAACAAGAAAGAAGCCAGGGGCAGGAAACCGAUAAAAUGGCUUGCUCCAGAGUGCUACGAGUCUAUGAAAAACUGCACUUCAAUGAGUGACGUGUGGGCAUUUGGAGUUGUGAUAUGGGAAAUAUUCAGUACUGGACAAAAUCCCUACCCUGGAAUGGACGUAAAAGUUGUCCCUAUGAAAGUGAAGAGCAGUUACAGAAUGGGUGUUCCUGAAUUCUGUCCUGAAACUCAUGGACUGCUAAUGGAAAGUUGUUGGUCAGCUAAACCCGAGGACAGAGCAAGUUUCACUAGCAUUGUGAAUACACUGGACAGUUACUAUGACGCACGAUUUCCAUGUGAUUUUGCGGCUACAGACGCGGUGUAACGCAUGCGUAAAAUGGAGAAUCUACCAAUAUUCACAUUAAACGUCGCUAUGGAGUUAAAACUUUUUGUCAUCUUAUUGUUUGCAAACACGAUUGGACUUUCUAUUGCUCUAAAAUAUUACAUUUUUCAUUUGGAACAUGUUAGU